GAGAUGUUUCCCUGUUUCGGUAAACACAUCCAAACUUUUAUGUCGUUACAUAAGUCACUUUAGGUAUCCAUAUCCGGGUGAUAAAGUUAUUGUAGCCAUGUCAGGAGGUGUAGAUUCAAGUGUUUCGGCAUACCUUCUAAAAAGACAGGGAUAUGUAAUAGAAGGUGUUUAUAUGCGUAAUUGGGAUACAACAGACGAAAAUGGAGUUUGCACGAGUGAUCAAGAUUGGAAAGAUGUUCAGACAGUUUGUAAACAACUAGAUAUACCUUGCAGACAGUUCGAUUUUACAAAAGAAUAUUGGUUGCAGGUGUUUACAAGGAUGAUUGAAGAUUAUGAAAAUGGGAUCACUCCAAAUCCUGAUGUAAUGUGUAAUCGUGAAAUUAAAUUUGGAUGGUUUUUAGAUAAAUGUUUAGGAUCUAUUAAUGGCAAAGAUAAAGAAAAUACUUGGAUAGCCACAGGACAUUAUGUUCAACUCGAACGCACAGAUUCUGGGCGAGUUAAAUUAAUGCGAGGAGUUGAUGUCACCAAAGAUCAAAGUUAUUUCUUAUCAACAGUUGCCGAACAAAAUCUUCAAAGAGUAAUAUUUCCUGUUGGAAACUUACAUAAAAAGCAAGUUAAAUCAAUUGCACAUGUGGCAAAUCUAGAAACUGCUAAUAAAAAAGAAAGUAUGGGUAUUUGUUUUGUGGGGAAAAAAAGAAAAUUUUCAGAAUUCUUGGAACAAUACGUUAUACCAAAACCAGGAGAUAUAAAAACAUUAGAUGGAAUUAUUAUCGGUCAACAUCGUGGUUUAUUUUCUUACACUAUUGGACAAUGCGCAAGAAUACAUUAUGGACCUGAUCGAUGGUUUGUUUUAAGAAAAGACAUUAAAAAUAAUUCUUUAAUCGUUAUACCUGGAUCAACAAACCCAUUAUUAUUUUCUUCAAAACUCGUUGCCAAGGAUUGGAUAUGGAGUUGGGGUGAACCUCCUAAAGAAAUUGAAGGAGGCAUCAAUUUACUUACUCAGCUUAGAUAUCAACAACCUGCAGAACUAUGUAAAGUAACAAGAAGAUCUGAUGGAAAGUAUAUAGUGGAAUUUAGUACACCUAAACGAGCCAUUACACCCGGUCAGAACGUUGUUGUAUGGGAUGAAAAUUGGUGCCUUGGAAGUGGAAUUAUUGAACAACCAUUAAUAAAUUAAGAAACUUGUGGUAAUGCCAAAUUUUUGAAAUAAUUUAAUCGAAGUUACAUUGGUUAAUACUUAGACUAAUAUAUGUAUCAGUAUAAAGAGGCUAGUAUUAAGAUAUUGUUUAUCCCUAAAAUAUCCGCCAUCGGUCCUUUUAAAUCUGCAUGAGCUUGGAUGGAAAAAUUAAUAGUUAUCAUAAUUAAAUAUUAUUAAUUAAU
Molecule: messenger RNA, 1380 nt
Organism: Rhizophagus irregularis DAOM 181602=DAOM 197198
Lineage: Eukaryota; Fungi; Glomeromycota; Glomeromycetes; Glomerales; Glomeraceae
Biological process (GO): tRNA wobble position uridine thiolation
Cellular component (GO): mitochondrion
Molecular function (GO): sulfurtransferase activity
Source: RefSeq, a predicted model, not a curated record